Molecule: messenger RNA, 1486 nt
Organism: Ipomoea triloba (trilobed morning glory)
Lineage: Eukaryota; Viridiplantae; Streptophyta; Magnoliopsida; Solanales; Convolvulaceae
Product: UDP-N-acetylglucosamine transferase subunit ALG14 homolog
Exons: 6
Coding region: 326-1030 (234 amino acids)
Biological process (GO): dolichol-linked oligosaccharide biosynthetic process
Cellular component (GO): UDP-N-acetylglucosamine transferase complex
Source: RefSeq, a predicted model, not a curated record
UUUUUUGCAAGUUUAGGAGUCAAUUGCAUUUUUUUUUUUGGUUUGAAAGACCAAAUUGCAUUGUUCAGUCACGCACGCAUCAACUCCACAGGACCACCGCUGCCCCGCCGUGAGCCUCGUCGCCGACGCUGCCGGCUGGUCUCUUUAUUCGUCAAUCCAUCGCUGCGUGCCUCACGGUGCCUGCUCCAUCGAGUUAAUUAGCGAGUCAUCUCUUCUUCAAUCCAUCGCUGUAUGUAUAUAGUGUUCACGGGAGAUUCCCCUCUUUUCCAGAAUUAAACUGGAUUUCAUUUUCUGGGCAAGGACAAGGAAAUAGUAGCUGAUUGUAAUGGAGAAAGGCAACUCCCGUUGCAUUUACGACGCCGUGUCAUCUAAUGCUGCAAUCCUUUUCUUUGUUGGUGCCGUGACGAUCGUUAUAAUUCGGGUUCUUUAUGUUAUGUACCGUAGCAGCAACCCGCCCCGACCCAAAUCACCGCGACCCCUCUCCACACUCAUUGUAUUGGGUUCAGGUGGUCACACGGCAGAAAUGAUGAACUUGUUGUCUGUACUUCAAGAAGAUAGGUUUAAGCCUAGGUUUUACAUUGCUGCUGCAACUGAUAAUAUGAGUCUCCAAAAGGCUCGAGUAUUCGAGGACUCUUUAGUUCAGAAGGCAGCGACUGAGGUGGUUGGAACAGCUCAGUUCAUGCAGAUAUAUCGAAGCCGAGAGGUUGGUCAAUCAUACGUAACCUCAGUUGCUACAACCUUAAUUGCUAUCGGUCAUGGAUUAUGGUUAAUGAUCAAAAUUAGACCUGAAGUGAUUCUCUGUAAUGGCCCUGGAACUUGUAUACCCAUAUGUGCAAUUGCAUUUAUCUUUAAGGUACUUGGAGUCAAGUGGUCAUCUAUAUUUUAUGUUGAGAGCAUUGCAAGAGUGAAAAGGCUUUCUUUGAGUGGUUUGCUCCUUUAUAAAUUACACAUGGCUGAUCAAUUAUUUGUUCAAUGGCCACAAUUAAAAAGUCAAUAUCCUCGAGCACACUAUGUGGGUCGUCUUAUGUGAUUAUGCUCUAUGGUGAUGUCCUAUAUGGAUACAAACCAUCAAUGCUAGCCAUUGGCCAAGCUACACAAGGAGAAGAAGGGGAUUGGAUUUCUGAAAGAGCAGCAAUAAUGGUCACACUCAAAGACAACCUCAUUCAAGCUUGGAAUCAAAUGAAAUAUUAGAUUGAUAAAAGGUCUUGAAGGAUCUUGGAUAUUGGAGAUUGGGUGUAGUUGAAAGUCCAACUUUAUAGGCAAAGUUUCUUUUCUUGCGGAGAGAAAAAAAAAAAGAAAAAGAAAGAAGAGUGACAGAUGCUCACCGUCCACCUAGCGGGCACCUGUUACUCGCAUCUGCUUGGGUGAUUUAGCUAGCGGCCACUCCAAAUCUAUUUUUAAUUAUUAUUUUAUUUAUUAUGGCCGUUGCAUAGCUACCUUGUUUAUUUAUUUAUUGUUUUUUGUUUUUUUUUUUUGUUUUUUUAAA